CCGAGCUGGUGGUCGAUAAAGCCAUGGAGCUGAAGUACGUCGGGGGGGUUUACGGCGGGAACAUCAAGCCCACUCCCUUCCUCUGCCUCACGCUGAAGAUGCUGCAGAUCCAACCUGAGAAAGACAUCAUCGUCGAGUUCAUCAAAAACGAGGACUUCAAAUACGUCCGUUUACUCGGAGCGAUGUAUAUGAGGUUAACAGGAACCGCAGUGGACUGCUACAAAUACUUGGAGCCGCUGUACAACGACUACAGAAAGAUCAAGAGUCAGAACAGAAACGGAGAGUUUGAGUUGAUGCACGUGGACGAGUUCAUCGACGAGCUCCUCCACGCAGAGAGGAUGUGUGACAUCAUUCUGCCCCGCCUUCAGAAGAGACACGUCCUCGAGGAGGCGGAGAUGUUGGACCCCCGUAUCAGCGCUCUGGAGGAAGACCUGGAUGAGGUGGAGAGCAGUGAAGAAGAAGAUGAGGAAGAAGAGAAGCCGGAGAGACUCCAGACCCCCGAACCCCACAGACGCAGUUACCGUGACAACGACAGACCUCGGCGCUCUCCGUCACCCCGUUACAGACGCAGCCGCUCACCCAGACGGAGGAGCAGAUCUCCAAAGAGGCGAAGCCCGUCGCCCCGGAGAGACCGCCAUCGCAGCAAGAGCCCCCGCCGCCACCGCAGCCGCUCCAGAGACAGACGCCACCGCUCCAAAUCCCCAGGUCACCACAGAAGCCACAGACAUCGCAGCCACUCAAAGUCUCCGGAGAGGAGUUCAAAAAAGAGUCACAAGAAGAGUCGAAGAGGAAACGAGUGAUUUUCAUUUUUGUAUUUUCUCCUUUUUUUUUUAAACCUCUAAAACGUCAGAGAUCCAAAUCUCGUUUAACAUUUGAAUUUGUGGCAUUUUAUUUUGCAAGUUUCUGUUUUACACGUGGGACCACGGACCUGUCUGUGCGCCCUCAGGUCUCAGCAGUGUGUAUGUACAGUAUAUAAUCACUCACUGGUUCAAACGCUCCCAGUUUCCAGUUGAUUGUGGCUGUUAUUGAUCCCUACUGAAUAUGUGCAAAUGUAGAAAAAUGUGUUUGUGUGUGUGAAAGACUUUCAUGCUAUAAACUCUAAAUAAAGACCCUGAUUUGUUAU
Molecule: messenger RNA, 1123 nt
Organism: Morone saxatilis (striped sea-bass)
Lineage: Eukaryota; Metazoa; Chordata; Actinopteri; Moronidae
Gene: prpf38a
Product: pre-mRNA processing factor 38A
Cellular component (GO): precatalytic spliceosome
Source: RefSeq, a predicted model, not a curated record